AUGCUCCGUGUCCCCGGCCCACCAGCCUACUCGUGCAGACUGCCCAACGGCGCCCCGCCGGUCUCGCCGGUGCGUGGCAGCUCCGAGAGUCCCGAGGUCAAAGUUAUUCCUCCAUCCCCUAUCCCAGGCUCGCGCGCGUCCAAGGCCGCAGGGUACGCACUGUUGCAGAGCCUCCAGCGCAUGCUCGACACUGCAGAGGCCGAGCGCAACGGUCAACGCACGCCCAACUUGUCGAAAGCGACUCUCCGUCCUCCGUCACCCGACACAGUGCGCCUGCUCGACUUUGGGAGGCUGAGUCUCGAGGGCAAGCGCCGUGCCGUUGAGUUGGGGGCGCUGGAGGCGCCAGUCUCCCCAAAGUCCGUCGUUCCACGCACACCUCUCGGCCCCGCUAAGCGGUUGCUGCCCACAAUCCAUGUCAAGCCGAGUGAGCAGCCUUGCCGGGGUUGA
This is a messenger RNA of Apiotrichum porosum, 447 nucleotides long. RefSeq lists its product as uncharacterized. The record is from RefSeq and is a predicted model, not a curated record. Bases 1 to 447 code for a protein of 148 amino acids. The transcript has 2 exons. NCBI's taxonomy places the organism in Eukaryota, Fungi, Basidiomycota, Tremellomycetes, Trichosporonales, Trichosporonaceae.